GCAGGCAGGAAUCAGAACUGCCAUGCUGAUACUUAAACUGCUUUUGAUGGUCCUGUUAACCCAGGCAGAAAAGCCUGACUGCACGCCACAGGGUCACAGGGUGCUGCCUGAACUGGAGAAAGCUGGAGACCUUAUAAUUGGGGGUAUAUUCUCCUUCCGCACUAGACAAGAUGGCUACAUAGAUUAUUUUACAAAAAUACCGGAAAUACGUCCAUGCAAAGAUUUCAGUUUCAGGGAAUUCAAGUUUGCUCACACAAUGAUGUUUGCAAUAGAUGAGAUAAACAGAGACAUGGACAUUCUCCCUGGAAUUAAACUGGGAUACAAAAUCUACAAUGACUGUGGAUCCACAGACAUACUAAGAGCUGCUAUGACAUUAGUAAAUGGUCUAGAGCAGUCAAAAACAGGAUCAAACUGCAAUAAAACAGUCCAGGCCAUUAUUGGACAUUCUGGAUCAACACCAACUAUGAGCUUUGCAAAGAUUGUUGGAAGAUUUCAUAUACCAGUGAUCAGUCAUUUUGCUACAUGUGCUUGUUUGAGCAACAGAAAGGAGUAUCCCUCCUUUUUCAGAACUAUUCCCAGUGAUUACUAUCAAAGCAGAGCACUGGCCCAGCUGGUCAGACAUUUUGGCUGGAUGUGGGUGGGGGUGUUAAGCAAUAAAAAUGAUUAUGGAAUAAACGGGAUAACCACCUUUAUUAGCGCUGCUAGUGAGGAAGGAGUGUGCAUUGAAUACUCAGAAGCCUUUGAAAGUACCAGCCCAUACCACGAAAUAUUGAGAAUCGUGAAUAUUAUCAGAAUCUCCACAUCUAAGGUAAUUAUGGCCUUCAUGUCACACAGAGAGAUAAAGAUUCUGGUGGAUGAGCUAUACAGACAGAACAUUACAGGACUGCAGUGGAUCGGAAGUGAUGCCUGGAUCACAGAUGACUCUCUAUCAGAUAUCCAUGGUCAUACUUUGCUGAUUGGAUCUAUAGGAUUCACUGUCCGCAAUGCUCAGAUACCUGGACUAGGUCCUUUUCUACAGGAUGUCAACCCCUCUCAAUUUCCUAACAGCGUAUUUUUUAAAGACUUUUGGGAACAUGUUUUUGACUGUUCUUUGUCUCCAAGUGAAAUAAAAAAGAGGUGUAAUGGCUCUGAGAACUUGAGAGAUGUGCAAAACUCUUUCACUGACUUGACUGAUUUAAGGUUCUCAAACAAUAUAUAUAAAGCUGUUUAUGCAGUAGCCCAUGCAAUUAAUAAUAUUCUCUCAUGUGAGCAAAACAAAAGCUUCAUUCUUAAUUCCACUUGUCUAAAACUUACUGAAGUAAAGCCUUGGCAGGUCUUAAACUCUUUGCAAUCCAUAAAUUUCACCACACCUGGGGGUGAAAAUGUCUUUUUUGAUAAAAACGGAGAUUCACCAGCGAGAUAUGAGCUGAUCAAUCUACAAAGUGUUAAUAAAGGCAAAAUAGAGGUGGAAACUAUUGGUUACUAUGAUGCCUCUUUGCCUAAAAGUCAACGGUUCUCCAUGAAUAAUGUUCAGGUCAUCUGGAGAGAAGGAAAAAAUCAGGUGCCUGUGUCUGUGUGUAGUGAGAGCUGUCCCCCAGGCACUAGAAAAGCAGUGCAGAAAGGAAGACCUGUCUGCUGUUAUGACUGCAUACUAUGCCCACCAGGAGAGAUUAGCAACACAACAGAUUCAGUUGAUUGCCUCAAAUGCCCUAUUGCACAGUGGUCAAAUACAAGAGGAGAUUCCUGCAUCCCAAAAGAAAUUGAAUUCUUGUCAUAUGCUGAAAUAAUGGGGAUUUUUUUGGCAUUUUUUUCUUUAGUUGGGGUCUUUUUCACUACAGCAAUCAUGCUUAUUUUCUAUAUUUACAGAAGCACACCUAUAGUAAGAGCCAACAACUCAGAGCUGAGCUUCCUGCUGCUCUUCUCAUUGACUCUCUGUUUCCUCUGUUCACUUACUUUCAUUGGUCGGCCCACUGAGUGGUCCUGUAUGUUGCGUCACACAGCAUUUGGUAUCACUUUUGUCCUCUGUAUCUCCUGUGUUCUGGGGAAAACAAUAGUGGUGUUAAUGGCCUUCAAGGCUACACUUCCAGGAAGUAAUGUUAUGAAAUGGUUUGGGCCCGUGCAGCAAAAACUCUGUGUAAUUUUCUUUGCACUUAUACAGGUGCUUAUUUGUGCAUUCUGGUUAAUAUUAGCUCCACCAUUUCCAUAUAUGAACAUGAAUCAUUACCAAGAAAAGAUCAUUUUAGAAUGUCAUUUAGGUUCAGCUAUUGGUUUCUGGACUGUAUUGGGUUAUAUUGGUCUCCUGGCUGUCUUUUGCUUCAUUUUAGCUUUUCUAGCACGGAAACUGCCUGACAAGUUCAAUGAAGCUAAAUUCAUCACAUUCAGUAUGCUCAUAUUUUGUGCUGUGUGGAUCACGUUUAUCCCAGCUUAUGUCAGUUCUCCUGGAAAAUUCAUUGUAGCUGUGGAAAUAUUUGCCAUUUUGGUCUCUAGCUUUGGUUUACUGUUCUGUAUUUUCUUGCCAAAGUGCUAUAUAAUUUUACUAAAACCUGAAAUGAACACUAAAAAGCAUGUAAUGGCAAAGAUGUCCAAUGAUAUCCAUUAAUAGUUAUUGGAGUGCACAAAAUUAACAGAGCAUGAAAAAUCCCUGAAAUAUUCAGAAUUAAGAAUUGGUUUAAAUUAAAUAAAUCUAAGCAAGGAUCUUCAACUGGGGGUUGGUCGUUUUGUUAACAAAUUAAAUCAUGGGUAAAAAUAUCACAAAGUCAAAUUUAAAUAUAAGCACCCUCAGUUGAUACUGUAAUCAUAUCAUACUGGAAAACUCUCCAGUGCGUUUUUGUGUUUACACUAUGGAGAACGUCAAAUGUUUCUAUUUACAGCGUGUUUUUGCAGCGAUGAGAAAUGUAGCACAGUCAUGUUUGUUGACAAUAGCCAAUAAGAGUGGUUUAAUUUAGUCAGAAUCAACUCACCACUCAAAACACCUGAGAUUUUGUUUAGUGCUGAGCAAAUCCUCUCAUUACAAACAAAGACACAAUGCAAGUAAGAGAUUCAUUAUGCAGUGUAGACAACUUUAUUGACUUGUAUUGAUUUGUAAGAUAACAAACUGAGUGACUGACAGCAUUUUAAUGAUUGUAAAGGGCUUUCGCGUGCUUUCGAGGCUAUAAAUAUUAUCCAUUGAAAAAAAGUUUUUCAUGCUGCUAAGAGGACCGACAGCCAAUUGCACAGUGAAAAUUUAGGAAGUGACAUCUACAUAUAAAUGUGGGAUUCACUAUCAAAAUUGCAGUUGACAGUGGUAACUAUAGCACUGGACAAAAAAAAAAGUGGCAUAUCAAAAUUGACACGUGCAACGUAAAUGCAGACUAAUAGAUUAAAGGCACAGUAUGUACGUUUCACUACUAGAGGAUGCUUAUUCAAAACAAUAACAAAGGGGUAGCUUGUUAAUGCAGGGAAUGAGUGUGGAAUCGUCAGAGUUGUCAUCUUCACCUCCGCAGCUGAUGGAAAGCAAUCCGACAGGACUCAGGCAGAAGUAAUGUUCACGGAUAAGCUAAUGUUUUAAAGUUUUAUUAAUGUUACUGUUGUAUGAAGCAGGGUGGGGACGAGAGCCAUGCGAGAUGAAUGAGGCCAGUGAAGCGAAUGCUAAUGAGAGAUACCUGUACAAUACACCAGUCUCGAGUCCCAUGGAAUGACGACAGUGAAUCGUGAGAGAUGAUCAGGCCUUGAACUUUUUACUUUGCUGUUUGAAUUAAGCUUUUAUGCCGCAGUUGUCCAUUACGAUUAAAGUUGCAUUUAACGUU
Megalobrama amblycephala (Wuchang bream) is the source of this 3764-nucleotide messenger RNA. Its product is annotated as extracellular calcium-sensing receptor-like. Gene Ontology annotation, molecular function: G protein-coupled receptor activity. NCBI's taxonomy places the organism in Eukaryota, Metazoa, Chordata, Actinopteri, Cypriniformes, Xenocyprididae. Gene Ontology annotation, biological process: G protein-coupled receptor signaling pathway. The record is from RefSeq and is a predicted model, not a curated record. Gene Ontology annotation, cellular component: membrane. Bases 23 to 2578 code for a protein of 851 amino acids. The transcript has 6 exons.